This is a messenger RNA of Linepithema humile (Argentine ant), 1655 nucleotides long. RefSeq names its product E3 ubiquitin-protein ligase SIAH1-like. Gene Ontology annotation, cellular component: cytoplasm. Gene Ontology annotation, molecular function: ubiquitin protein ligase activity; zinc ion binding; ubiquitin conjugating enzyme binding. Lineage: Eukaryota; Metazoa; Arthropoda; Insecta; Hymenoptera; Formicidae. The record is from RefSeq and is a predicted model, not a curated record. Gene Ontology annotation, biological process: proteasome-mediated ubiquitin-dependent protein catabolic process; multicellular organism development.
GAACGUUUCGUGUUGUGUGCCUCUGUGACAGAGAAAAAAAACAAUUCACGUAAGAUUUUUUCUGAUCAUAUAUAGUAUCAGGGAUUGAAGUUCUAUCGGUUUUGAAUGACUGUGCCGAUUAAUUAGUCCUUAAUUAAAAUGUAGUUAACGUUCUUAGUUUGAAGUUUUCGUAUCAGAUAAGAAAAUAAACCUAAUUAUCUCAGAGUUUAUAAAUUAUUAUGUAAAAAUGGAAUAUAUUUUCUACCGUUAAUGCAUUAACGGCGGUUAAGACAUUGUCGGAUAUAUAUUUGUCGUAACAGAGCACAGAGUACUAUAUAGUGCAGCAGGGUACCGGCUGCGAUUGUUGGCGCGUGUGGCUUUUCGCCGGAGUGAUAACGGAUUCGGAAUCGCCCACGGGAUCGUAUCGUAAUGAAUUGGUAGAUUUCCACGAUGCGUCGAGUAAAUAACGCGUGUUACAAUCGAGCGAUUUCGUGUUGCAUAAUGGUCGAGAAGUAUCGUCGCUAUAGCGAUCGCUUGGGAAUUAUGUAUAUGUAUUGUUGUGUGCAUACAGUAUUAAAUGUAUGUAAUUAAAACGUGACGAGUCGCCGAAUAUUUAGGUUAUUCUGAAGCUUAUGUGAUAUUUAUUGAAUGAGGAAGAUUAAUUAUCGCUGAAGCUGCAUAAUGUGAAAUGAAUCAGCUGAUUAUGAUAAAAAUGUAUCAUAAUCGUUGAGAUCACAGUGCAAGAAGAGAAAAGAGACUAUUAUCGGAGUAGUCAAAAUAUCAAUCUUUGGUACAUAACUUGAAAGACAAAAUGUCCCAACUAAGCAUCAGUACCGGCAAACGGGGAAGAGGCGUUGCGAGUACCUCUGCGUCAACUGUAUCCGCAUUGAGCAGCUCCACGGACUUGGCGAGCCUCUUUGAGUGCCCAGUUUGUUUUGAUUAUGUGCUUCCACCAAUCUUGCAAUGUCAAAGUGGACAUCUUGUUUGCACAAAUUGUCGACCAAAACUUUCCUGCUGCCCUACGUGCAGGGGCCCACUGGGUAACAUCCGUAAUUUGGCUAUGGAAAAAGUGGCAAGCAACGUCAUGUUUCCCUGCAAGUAUUCCACCAGUGGCUGUACAGUUUCACUGGUGCAUACCGAGAAAGCAGACCACGAGGAUACAUGCGAGUUCCGUCCAUACAGUUGUCCUUGCCCAGGUGCAUCCUGUAAGUGGCAAGGAUCGCUGGAACAAGUGAUGCCUCAUCUUAUUAUGAGUCAUAAGAGCAUUACGACCUUACAAGGAGAAGACAUUGUUUUUUUGGCAACUGAUAUUAAUCUCCCGGGAGCUGUGGAUUGGGUAAUGAUGCAAUCUUGUUUCGGUCACCACUUUAUGUUAGUACUCGAGAAACAAGAGAAAUAUGACGGACAUCAACAGUUUUUUGCGAUUGUACAAUUGAUCGGUUCCAGGAAGCAAGCAGAGAAUUUUGCUUACAGACUAGAACUGAAUGGUCAUAGAAGACGUCUCACGUGGGAAGCGAUGCCGCGUUCUAUUCACGAGGGUGUAUCGUCUGCAAUUUUAAAUUCUGACUGCCUUGUAUUUGACACCUCCAUUGCGCAGUUAUUCGCUGACAAUGGAAACCUAGGUAUUAAUGUUACGAUUUCUAUGGCCUGAGGAAAGCCAGAAAAGGCAAUGUAAA